Lindgomyces ingoldianus is the source of this 846-nucleotide messenger RNA. RefSeq lists its product as uncharacterized. Lineage: Eukaryota; Fungi; Ascomycota; Dothideomycetes; Pleosporales; Lindgomycetaceae. The transcript has 3 exons. The coding region runs from base 67 to 846 and encodes 259 amino acids. The record is from RefSeq and is a predicted model, not a curated record.
UGGGAGGGGCGGAGCUCGAGAGUGCCAGAAACGGCCGCCCAACAGAGAGCGUGCCGUGCCACCGCGAUGGGCGACCACAGUGCCAGGAAGCGCGCAGGCACGUCUGGACAUGGCUCAUCUUCGCAGGCUCUCGGGCGCCAGAGUGAGCAGGCGGAUCCAGGGGGGAACGACGCCAUAUUGGAUGAAGGAAGAGAGGGCAUGGAUAGGCAGCACCAGGGUCAGUCGACUGCGGUGUGGGCGUUGGAGGGGAGAGUUGGUGCUAGCUCCAUCGUCACCAAGACCAUCGCUAACAUACGGGCGGUCAGGACUCGAGGUCGGCACGGGAGAACCACGAACACCGACCAGGGCUUGGCGGGCAGCCCAAACGCCCGCCGUGGAGACUUUCCGUCAAGGAACGAGUCGUCAAAGCAUACCGCCCGACCCAUUGUCAUCUGCAGUUCUGUGCUCGGUGUCGAGCUCACAUGUGCACCAGCCUUCUUUAAUGCUUGGACAUCUUCUGCCGAACAUCCGUUCAUAUGCCAGAAUAGAAACCUCGAGUCAAGGAUAUCCAGUUUUUCAAAUUCGCGCACGACACUUUCGCGAGCCCCGAGUUGUAUGCUCGAGUUAAAGUGCGAGGUGAUCGUCCUCACCCUUGCAUCUCCCACCUUCUUAAACACCAUUUUAAGAACUUCUGCGGGAAGAAAGAACAGAUCAAACGCAAAUCCCAAGCAAAAUACAGAGCGUAUCCCCGAUGUUACUGUAGCAGCGAUUCCCAUUUUUGCGUGCUCUGGCGAGUACGUCAGAUGGGCAUGGUCAACGACUGUGGUUGUGCCGGCAGCGAGAGCCUCCUGCAUUCCAGCAAGUUGA